AUGGGUUGCACUUUCUCUCGCACUUCCUCCACUGAGGAUAUCCGCAAGAGCGUCGACAAAACUCCAGGUACAACAUUUCAUCGAUUACAGAAACUAAAACGUGAAUUCAGAAAUGGUUGCAAAAAAGUCGGCUCCGACGAACCGUGCUCCGUCGCAGGAGCUCCGCAGUGCUCACAACGGAAACAUUCUUCAGAUAGCUGGAAAACCAAUAAUGUGAGUAGUAGAGGACCAUUACGUCUUACUGUGAUUGGGAGUUCCAUGUACGAGAUGCUCUCAGGUUCCUCAUAAAACCAAAAAUCCAUUUUUCAAUUGUUUGGAAAAGCCUGCAAUUCACGCUCUUAACUGGGCUUUAGAGGAACUGGAAGAGAAAUCAAAAACCGACGCAAAAAUAGGAACUACAAGUUGGGAGGGGAAAUGGGGAACGUUUCUAUCUGGAUGUAUCCACAUCGUUUCAGUGAGGUCGAGAGUGCCAGCCAAGCCGACUUCUUCCGCAUGCUGGACGACAAGAUCAAUCGGGUAGGAAGCGGGAUAAUUGAGUAAAUGCAAUAUAACCUUUGAAUGUUUAGGGAAAAGGCGGCGAGUCGGACAGUGAGAAUUGA
This is a messenger RNA of Caenorhabditis sp. 36 PRJEB53466, 599 nucleotides long. The record is from the annotation of a GenBank genome assembly. NCBI's taxonomy places the organism in Eukaryota, Metazoa, Nematoda, Chromadorea, Rhabditida, Rhabditidae.